AUGGUCCUGCAAUGUGUGACUGAACAACGAAUUCUUGGCAGACUGAAGAUUAUUUGCGGGGCUCAGGCCAUCCUUGUUGCGUCAGACGCCCCGCCCGGAAUGAAGCAAAUGCUGCGGAUGAUGGAACUCCUCGCUCACCGGGCACUGCAUCAUGCAAAUACUGCAGCGUUGCACGUGCGGCUAGAGCUUCAAUCAGCAGCUGAAACCAAGGAAAUGGUUAGCAUGAGGCAGCUUCUAGACGGAUGCCUAGAGGUCUACAAACACGACCUCAGGUCUAGAGAAUGCCUUUGCACGGACCUCGAAGUCAAACUUUCUGCGAAAAAGGCAAUCAGCAAGACAGCCCCCUUGAUGGAACCGACGCGUAACGAGCUGAAGCCGUUCGACAUACAGCCAAGCGACUUUCACCCCAAUUUUGAUGGUUUAAAGAAUGGCCUUGUUUUUUGCAUGAACAUGAGCCAGCUUUCUUCAUAUUCCCAGCUGACAUCCGUCUGUGAGCUAACCGGGAUCAAGGUGCAGAAUGUGGCCUCCAUCCCAGAGUUAAACGACCAACUAGCCACCAGCAAGCAGAUAAGGGUCCUCGCCCUGUUCGUCUACGACAACACAACGCACUUGGCCAACGCCAUUCCGUGCUCUGUGCCCUCUAUCGGCCGUAUUGCUGAGCUUGUCCAAGUUGUCAAGGCCAAGUUUCCAAAACAAAGAGACGGAAAAGACACACCAGUUGACUCAGAGAAAAAGCCACCGAUACUCACGGCAGCAACUGUGGACAGCAAGGCGCCCCGUUCCAUGAUCGUGAUUGAGGAACCAUUGACAAGCUCAGAUAUCGUCUCAAUCCUCGCAGUAGGGGCCGGUGCUCUCGAUGCAAACCGCAGGCGCAGGGGACGAGGAGGGGCCCUGCAGAGGCUGUCCUACGGGAGGGCCUCAUUUUGGGACGCCGUGGUAUCUACUGUGAACAAGCCAGACAACAGAGCCAGUAUGUACUCCUCUAUAUCCGUGCAGAGCCGAGUGGACAGUUCCGGCAGCAGUCUGUAA
Messenger RNA from Cyclospora cayetanensis, 1029 nucleotides. RefSeq lists its product as uncharacterized. NCBI's taxonomy places the organism in Eukaryota, Apicomplexa, Conoidasida, Eucoccidiorida, Eimeriidae. The coding region runs from base 1 to 1029 and encodes 342 amino acids. The transcript is spliced from 6 exons. The record is from RefSeq and is a predicted model, not a curated record.